AUGAAAGUAGAAGAAGGAUCAGGGCUAGAAUGUGUGUUAAGUGCAGAAGUCUUAAAUACUAACGGGCGCCACCAACGGCUCAGCGCUGACGGCAGCACAUUGACUUUGACCGAGGGUACUGCGCGCUUGCGAUGUUGGCCUCUUCAUGCUGUUAGAAUUAAAACUGAUUUGCCGGGUGGGGGUGUGAGCUUAGAAGCUGGGGGAGAAACCUUGACGUGGACGUGUAGCGAGGAGAAGGCGUGCGUGGCGCUGGCGCAGAUGUCGCAGGCGGCGACCGCGGCGCCGGCCGGCCCGCCCUCCGACGCGGCGCUCGCGGCGCUGCUCGAGGACGCCGAGCCCGACGACAUGGACGCCGAACGCCGCGUCAAGCGUCUCGGCGAGCGCCUCGCGCGGCUCGACGCGCUCAACGUGGGCGGCAUGCUCGCCGCCGCCACAGAGGGCGGGGGCGCUCAGCUCGCUGCCAGGCUUGAAGCGGGCAGCGCGUCGGGCGCGGCGCUGUCGGCGCGGCUGUCGCGGCUGGAGGCGCUGACGCGCGCCGCGCCCUCCGCGCUGCACGCGCGCUCCGGCGCCGCGCGCGCCGACGCCGCCGCGCGCGCUCUUCUGCACGAGCUCGCCGAGAUCUACGAGUGGCUGGACGCGCCCGCGCUACGCGACCUCGACGCGCUGCCCGAGGUCUCGCUGGCCAGCGCCGAGGGUCGCGCGCGUGCGCUGGCCGCGGCCGAGGCGCUGCGCGGCGCGCUGCACGGGGAGCGCUCGGCGGCUGCCGCGCGCCUUCGCUUGGGCGCCGUGCGCGAGCGGCUGCGGCGCCUGGCGCGCGCGCGCGACGCACUGGCGGCGGCGCUGGCGCGGCACCUCAACAACGCGCUCAUCCACCUCGCCAACGAGGCGCACGCGCCCGCGCCGCGCCGCCGCCACCACGCCGACCUGCUGCCCUACGCGCCCUUCAUGCGCUGGCUGAAGGACAUGGACGAGAAGGCGUACGACGGGCUCGUCAAGGUGUACGUGGGCACGUGGGCGCGCGUGUACGAGCGCGAGGCGCACGCGGCGUGCGAGGCGGCGCGCUCCUCGCUGGCACAGUCGCCGCCCGGUCGCGUGGACGAGCUGCUGGACGAGGUUCUCACCCUCGUGGAGACAAUGUGCAACGCUGAACAAGACUUUUGCACGCAAUUCUUCUACUUGGACGCCGACACGAAGAGCGACAGCGACGGCGACGGGUCGCGCAGCGAGCGCAGCGAGGGCGAGCGCGUCUCCCCGCGCCGCCCGCCCGCCGCCGCGCGCCGCCUGCUGGCCGAGCUGUUCCCCGCGCUCGAGGGCGAGCUGGUGGCGCUGGUGGCGCACAUCGAGCGCAGCGACCCCGCCUACGGCGCCAUGCGCGCGCUCGCCUGCGUCGGCCGCCGCGUGCUGGGCGAGGACGGCGCGGGCGCGGGCGCGGGCGAGGGGGAGGCGCGGUGGGCGCGCGCGUCGCUGGCGGCGGUGGCGGUGGCCGCCAAGCGCGGCGCGGACCGCGCGGUGGCGGAGCGGCUGGCGGCGCUGCCGGACGCGGUGCGCGCGGCGGCGCGGCGGCCCAAGUGCGGCGUGCUGCCUUUCAUCCCCGAGCUGGAGGAGAUGGCGGCGGUGUGCGAGGGCAUCUUCGCGCGCGGGCGGCGCGCCGACCUGGAGCGCUGGUACCUGUCGCUGGCGGCGGCCAUGUUGCGCGCGGUGGCGGCGGCCGAGCACCCGCGCACGCCGCGCGCCGUGCUGCAGCUGGAGAACUACCACCGGCUGCACGCGGCCGUGAGUGCGCUCCGCGUGCCGGCGCUGGACGCGCUGCGGCGCGAGGCGCGCGCGCGCUACAACGAGGCGCUGCGCGGGUACGUGACGCAGUACUUCGGGCGGCCGCUGGAGAAACUGACGCAGUUCUUUGAGGGCGUGUCGGAGGCGGUGGCGGCGGGCGUGCGCGAGGACGAGGUGUGCUACCGCGCCGCGUUCAGCAAGCACGAGCUGCGGCGCGUGCUGGCGCUGUACCCGGCGGGCGAGGUGCGGCGCGCGCUUCACCGGCUGUACCGCACCGUGGAGAAGCACCUGAGCGCAGAGAGCGCGGAGGGCGGGCUGCUGCAGGUGGUGUGGCGCGCCAUGCAGGAGGAGUUCAUCGCGCAGCACGUGGCGCUGCAGGCGCGCAUCGCGGCCUGCUACCCGGGCGCCGGCUUGGCGCUGCCGCUCACCACGCAGGACAUCCUCGACGCCUUCUCCGACAUCGCGCGCGAGCAC
Brenthis ino (lesser marbled fritillary) is the source of this 2247-nucleotide messenger RNA. NCBI's taxonomy places the organism in Eukaryota, Metazoa, Arthropoda, Insecta, Lepidoptera, Nymphalidae. The record is from the annotation of a GenBank genome assembly.